CAGAUCCGAAGCGUAUGCUUUGAUGAGUUUCAGACAUUCACGAAAUGUGUAGUUUCCGAGAUUCAGAUAAGUGCAACGGGGGUUGACCUAUUUAACAUCGAAAUCCGAGGAAAGGAAAGAUGAAAAUCUUGUAAUGUCCCAGUGCAAAGCUGAUGGGGGUUUGACGUGAUGUUUCAAAUGGUGAUAAGGUGUUUCCAAUAACAGGUUUUGAGGAACGUUAACACUUCACGCUCCACUGCACAUGGAAAGCAUGUUAAUAUUCGAUAUAAACAGCCAAGUGGCACUUUUCCGCGAUCUACUGAUCCACAUUGGACAGCCGAAAGAUUGUCCAGAACUGAGAGAAAAAAUAAGGAAGCUACGCCGAACCUGCGUCGAAACAUGUAAACACACUAGUGAACUGAUUCUACCCAAUUUACGUAGCUCUGUCGCUGAGGGUAUCCCAGUGGAUAAUCCUCACUUGGUUCUCCUAUUUUUUAUGUCACAACUCUUUCUUCGAGAACUCACUAAGUGCCAUCGACUUGUUCAGAUAAUCCCUAUGGAUAUGUCUGGAUAUUACGAAAACAGAGCUGGUCCAUCUAAUUUAGGAAACGUUAUAAGCCAGAUACUUUUGUGCAAACAGAUAACCCCAGACUUUCACGAGGAAGAACUAUGCAGUAUCAUCAAGGACUCCGAAGAAAUCUCAAAACUCAUCAAGGAUCUUCAAGAAUAUAUGCCGAAGCAAGAGAACAAUCUUGAAAGAUCGGCGGCACUCGGCGAAGAACUUUCACACUCAUGGACCAACAAACGCAGGCGAAACUCUUUAUACAAAAAUAUGGGCAUGCUCUGCUGCAUACGUCGUCCUAAUUAUUUAUAAAAAACUACAAGAACUGGACUACAUUGGCUGGACUGAUUUCUAUACCAAAUGAAAGCCACUUCAAUACCGUUUAUGUACACUCCCAGCCUCCCCUUCCCCUGCAUCUACAACACAAAGACAUCUCUGUUAGAUUAAGCUGAUUCAUGUUGUUGUCAGUAUCAUCACUUAUACUUAUACGAAUUAAUUUUCAAUCGCAAGUUGAACAAUAAUUUUCACUUAGAUGUUACACGGCCUAGUUUACCAAAAUAAUUUGGAAUGAUCUUUACGAAUUUAAAUUGUGUUCUAGGUUGGAUAAAUAAUGACAGAAAUUCGGUUCAACCACUGUCAAAUGCCAAUUCCCAAAAUUGUCAAGAAUAGCGAAACAUAUAUUUUCAAACGUCUAUAUUUCCGAUAAAUUCUAAUGCGCAAGUCAACUGGACGGAAUAAUGACGCAUGUCUAUUAGUUAUUCUGUACCUGCAAUUGGUAAGACGUCUUGAGGUUUAGUCUAGGUUUUCAGUGAUCAGGUUUGGGGAUUGUUAUGACGAUUGUGGUAAAUAUGACUGAAAACUGAAUUUUCUAUUCGAUAACUAUCCAGCCACGAUUUAAGAAUUAUUUUAGGUUGAGAAUCAUCAUAUCAUAAUCAUCAAAUACUUCAUAUCAAUUGCAUGGACCCUUUCAAAAAUAUUCAUGAAUAAAAUAAGAUCGAUGUUUGUUUAUUCCUUAACUGUCUUCUAGCAUGUUUGAAUAUGUGUAUAUCAUUAUCUGGUGUUUUGCAAUUGUUGUAAGUAUUCUACGUUGAUGAUUAGGUCGAGUAAAGAAUGAUAUAUGUUUUUAUUCGAAAAGAAUUUUAUGAUAUGGCAAUAAUAGAAGGAAAGAAAGUACAUAUAAUGGAAUUUAUCACACCAAAUCAGAGAUAUUUUCGUAUUUAUAGAAUAAUCAAUAACUUCACAUAUUGUCGGGAUAUUAUCAAUGCAAUUAUUAAUACUUAUAGGAGUAAUUCUCUCAUUCUUUCAAAAUAUCGAUCUCGUGAACUAGAAAAAGAGCACAUUUGUUGACAUAAGUAUUGCACUGUUGGUAAGAAUAUUUAUUUUGAGGUAAAAUAAGUAGAUGAUAUUUGGGAAUGAACGAGUUCUUGUAUAGAUUCAGAAUUCAAUAUGAACCCAUUAUGGCAGAAAUUUCACUGAACCAAGAAACUUAGUUCAGCAUAUCAUAGUUUUUUCAAAAGAAAUUUUGAACACUUCAGUAUGGUUGAGUUGAAUAGAGGCUGAAUAUUUUGCCAGAUUAUACUUGCACGUUCGAGAUAUAUUCGAAAAUAUAUGCAGCCACUGGUGAUUAUAGCUUGUGAAAUAUAUAAUUGUAUAAACGGGAUUACAGGAGUACAAAGGAAUAUAUGGAAAAUAAGGUUGAAUGAUGAACAUAAUUCUAUUUUACUAUAUUUUUGAACGAAUGGAAUACAAAGGAUAUGAACAAAUAGGGUGAAACGUUCGUUCCCUAGAAUGUUGAGAACUAGAGAAACUAGAAAAAGCACUUGGAAUCAAUGAAAUGUGUAGAAUCAUUUAGGAAAUUUUCAUUUAACCAUAUCCAUUUCGAUCUUAGAUUUUUAGAUUAGUUCCAGUUGGUAUAUUCAGUAAAAACUAAUUCGAAUUUAUUCCAUCUUGAGAAGUUUGAUAUGUUACUAGUUUCUUAUAAAGACUAAAACAAGGAGAAGUUUUUGGACCAUAAGAUGUUUGCAAUUGGAAAUACUCAGGAAUAAUUGGCAGAAUAAUUAUAAAUGUUUAGAUUUAGAUGGGUACUGUUCACCGGAAACAGUCCAAAUAUUAGCUGUUGGUUGAAUUAUUAACAGUGCUGAGAAGAUUUACAGAGGCCUGGAAGCCAUUGAACAUGAUCAAAAAGUAUCGGGAAAUUGUAAAUGAAACAAAAUUCUGUUAAUAUUCUUUCAAAUUAAUGCUACACCUAUGUCAACGCUUCAUUCAAUGAUCUAAGCACAACUUGAGUCAGGAGAAAAAAAAAGUUCCGAUGGUGCUAAAUUCGGCGUAUAUGGUGCUCCUUCGAGGAUAUGGAAAUGGUGUCUCAUAAAAAUCAAGCCAUUUGGUAGUUUUCUACGCAUAUCUCUCAAAUAUUUCAUAAAAUUUAGAUAAUAUUCCUUAUUGUUCACAAUAAUUCAUUAUUCAAAGACUUGUGUCUGAGAACAGCUACCGAACAAAUAAAAACAUUCUACCGACCCAAAAAAAAUUCAUAUGAAAUUUCUUGGUACCUUUUGAUCGUUCUCUAAAAAAAUUCCACUAUUUUUGAUUCGAUAUGCAUAAAACUGAUAGUGUCUUACCUAUAUGUGCUGAGAAUAUUUUAUACAGAGAGGAAUUCUGUUUUGGCUUCUCCGAUUAUAGGUACCGAUAAAAGAAAUGCCACAUUUAAGCGUUUCUAUAUGAAAUUGAAGCUCUUUCAUAUGAACAAUUCAGAAUACCUCAAAAUUAGGAUAUUCCUCAGAAAACUGGGAUAAUUGUUCCAAGGAAAAUAUUCCAGAUGGAUUUGAUUGUUCUCAUUCAAAAAUGGAAUUUUGAUCAGCAGUUGGAGCAAUUAUUAUACAUAUGCUUGUGAAUUUGCAGACAUCUUUGGUCCUCGACUCUAUUAUCCGUCCCUGAGUAAAAAUAUUUCCAAUCAAAAAUGAUGAUUUUUGCCGAAUUCUUUUAAAAAAGAACUAUUUCAUUAAUUCUGGUGAUAAGGGAACAAAAUGUUUAACAGCUGAAAGCAACCAAAUUAUAUAGUGGAAUUAAUAUAAUGUUCAUAUAUGAAAUUUGCUCAAAACGAUGAACAUUUAUAUAUUUAAUAUAUACAUAUAGAGAGAUAUACUUAUUACACUUAUUACACAGUUAAAGUAAUUACUUAAUGUCAAUAUAUUACCUAUAUGAAAUAUUGAGGAUAAUGAAUGUUGAAUAGCUUAGGAUAUUUGAGAUGAGAAGUUCAACGUGUCUAUUAUAUUUCUAGAAUCAGAGAUCUAUUAAUACUAUAGUGGAUUAUUUUUAGUUUGACGAAGUUCAACUUCGUCUCAAAAAAAUGUAUUGUAUCUGAAUAGAAGGGAGACUUGAUUUCAGAAUGGGAAAUUUUCAAUAAGAACAUGAAGAGGUCAAUGUGAAUCGUAAUUUACAACUCCCAACAUGAAAUGGGGAGAUUGUAAAUUUAAUGGUGUCAUCAUCAACAUUAUAUAAAUGUUUCUUGAGAAUACUAUUUGAUACUCAUAUCCAUUAAACUCCCCAAUCAAUGUGAAAAUCAAUAAAA
This is a messenger RNA of Harmonia axyridis, 4106 nucleotides long. RefSeq lists its product as uncharacterized. Gene Ontology annotation, cellular component: neuron projection; membrane. The record is from RefSeq and is a predicted model, not a curated record. The coding region runs from base 242 to 853 and encodes 203 amino acids. The transcript is spliced from 5 exons. Gene Ontology annotation, biological process: G protein-coupled receptor signaling pathway. Lineage: Eukaryota; Metazoa; Arthropoda; Insecta; Coleoptera; Coccinellidae.